GAGAGCUCCCCCCGCCCUGCUUCUAGGUCCGGCUCUUCCUCACGCUGGUGUGCGCGAUGGUGGUGGCCGUGCUGUACAUCCUGCUGGGCUACCGCGCCCGCAUGCAGCCCUGCUGCCAGGCCCCGGGGCUGCGGGACAGCCCCGCCACAUCCAGCGUCCGCAGCUUCCAGGGGUACAGCCGCGUUCCCGACGGGAAGCCUUUGGAGCGAGCGCUGUGCCGCCACUGCGCCGUCGUCUCCAGCUCGGGACAGAUGCUGGGCUCCCAGCUGGGACAGGCCAUCGACGGGCAGGAGUGUGUCCUGCGCAUGAACCAUGCCCCCACCACCGGCUAUGAGCAGGACGUGGGGGCACGCAGCACUAUCCGGGUGGUCUCACACACCAGCGUUCCUCUGCUGCUGGGGAACCAGCCCUACUUCUUCCAGCAGUCCCAAGAGACCCUCUACUUUGUCUGGGGGCCAGCAAAGAAGAUGAGCAGGGAGAAGAUGGGCUCAACCUACCAGGCGCUGCUGAAGGUGACAGAGAAGUACCCCCAGCUGCAGAUCUACACCCUGACCGAGGAGAAGAUGGCAUACUGUGACGAUGUCUUCCAGAAUGAGACAGGGAAGAACAGGAUGAAAUCCGGCUCCUUCCUGAGCACGGGCUGGUUCACCAUGAUCCUGGCCAUGGAGCUGUGCGAGCAGAUCUGUGUCUUUGGCAUGGUCAGCGACAGCUACUGCAGGGAGAAGAACCACUCCAGCGUGCCGUACCACUACUUUGAGAAGGGCUGGCUGGACGAGUGCAAGAUGUACCUGAUGCACGAGCGAGCUCGCCGUGCCGGACACCGCUUCAUCACCGAGAAAGCCAUCUUCUCCCGCUGGGCCAAGAGGAGCAACAUUGUCUUCAACCACUCAUCCUGGGCAGGCAGGUAGGGUGCCAGCCACAGGGUGAAGCAGCAGGAAGUUCAGUGGCAGGGCAGCUCUCAUCCUGCAGCAACAUGUCUCAGCUCUGCCGGUGCCAUGGUUGGACACCUUUUGCCAAGCCCUGGAGCAGGGAGUCUCCGUGCCUGCAGCAGCAGUGCCUGUUUCCCCAGCUGGUGGAUGGGCUGGGAACCCCCUGUUGGUACAUGGGGGGCAAUGAGCUGGACCCAUGCAGCCCCACCAGCUCCAAACACCUGCCUGGAUGGACCCAGGGAGACCUGGUUUUCUGCUCACUCCACUAGGAGGAAUAUUUAAUGCUGGAUUAGACAUGCUGCUAGACUCCAUCAGGACAUGGGGCAGAAAUGCUCAGCCCUGCCGGGGCUGCAAACUCUCACAGAGAUGAAGCUCUACUGUGGUCCUUGCUCCACUUGUGCCCUCUGGACAGUGCUGGAUGUGGGGUGCAGGCAGCUGGAUUCAGGCUCUGCCUUCUGCUGCUUGGUGUCUGUAUCCCCUCAGCUGGGAAGCCCUGGAGCCACAUGUGCCCUAGGAGCUCUGAGUUGCCUUGUCACAAGUGUCCUUGGAUUCAGACCAAAGCAAAUGUGGCCAUUAAAAUGGUUUUUAAUUCA
Cyanistes caeruleus (blue tit) is the source of this 1522-nucleotide messenger RNA. Lineage: Eukaryota; Metazoa; Chordata; Aves; Passeriformes; Paridae. The record is from RefSeq and is a predicted model, not a curated record.